CCCCUUGAAUCGCUGGCUCGGCGCGAUCGUGGUCGCGCGAGGCCACCUGGGGGCUGGAGUUCUCACGUCCCAGCGAGGCGGUAGUCAGAGGCGGCCACGGACUGCAAGUCCCGGCGUGCCGCGCGAGGCCCGGUGCAGCAGCGCGGGCUGCGGAGCCGCCAACUGGCGGCGUGUUGCGCUCGGAAGAGCCUGGGGCUGGCGGGGACCGCGCACCUGGCCACGGCCUGGGACCUUUGGCACCUGCUGGGACCUACUCCAGGAGGCCACGAUCCUGGCAGCUGGGUGGACCCGGACAAGUGCCCACCCCUCUCUGGGCCUCCUGUAGGGAAGGCGAGGGCAGUGGAGUCCCUCAGGCGUGGGAGGAGAGGCCUGGAGAGCGAGCCUGAGGUCGGCACUAGUCCCCUCACAGGAGACUUUGGCCGACAUCAGCCUGGCCGCCUGGGGACGCAAGGCCCUGGACAUCGCGGAGAAUGAAAUGCCGGGUCUGAUGCGUAUGAGGGAGAUGUACUCAGCCUCCAAGCCGCUGAAGGGCGCCCGCAUCGCUGGCUGUCUACACAUGACUGUGGAGACAGCUGUCCUCAUUGAGACCCUUGUAGCUCUGGGUGCUGAGGUGCAGUGGUCCAGCUGCAACAUCUUCUCUACCCAGGACCAUGCGGCGGCUGCCAUUGCCAAGGCUGGCAUUCCUGUGUACGCUUGGAAGGGUGAAACAGAUGAGGAGUACCUGUGGUGCAUUGAGCAGACGCUGUACUUCAAGGACGGGCCCCUCAACAUGAUUCUGGAUGAUGGAGGUGACCUCACGAACCUCAUUCACACCAAGUACCCACAGCUCCUGUCAGGCAUCCGAGGCAUUUCUGAAGAGACCACAACAGGGGUCCACAACCUAUACAAGAUGGUGGCUAACGGGAAGUUGAAGGUGCCUGCCAUCAACGUCAAUGACUCUGUCACCAAGAGCAAGUUUGACAACCUGUAUGGCUGCCGGGAGUCUCUUAUAGAUGGCAUCAAGCGGGCCACAGAUGUGAUGAUUGCAGGCAAGGUGGCAGUGGUAGCCGGCUAUGGCGAUGUGGGCAAAGGUUGUGCCCAGGCCCUGAGGGGUUUUGGGGCCCGCGUCAUCAUCACGGAGAUCGACCCCAUCAAUGCACUGCAGGCUGCCAUGGAGGGCUAUGAGGUGACCACUAUGGAUGAGGCUUGUCAGGAGGGCAACAUAUUUGUCACCACCACGGGCUGUACUGACAUCAUCCUUGGCCGGCACUUUGAGCAGAUGAAAGAUGAUGCCAUUGUGUGUAACAUCGGACACUUUGAUGUAGAGAUUGAUGUCAAGUGGCUGAACGAAAAUGCUGUGGAGAAGGUGAACAUCAAGCCCCAGGUGGAUCGCUACUGGCUGAAAAAUGGGCGCCGUGUCAUCCUGUUGGCUGAAGGCCGGCUGGUCAACCUGGGCUGUGCCAUGGGCCACCCCAGCUUUGUGAUGAGCAACUCAUUCACCAACCAGGUGCUGGCACAGAUAGAGUUGUGGACUCACCCUGACAAGUACCCUGUUGGGGUCCACUUCUUGCCCAAGAAGCUGGAUGAAGCAGUAGCUGAAGCCCACCUGGGUAAGCUGAAUGUGAAGCUGACCAAGCUGACUGAGAAGCAGGCCAAGUACCUAGGCUUGUCCCGUGAUGGCCCUUUCAAGCCUGAUCAUUACCGCUACUGAGAACCAGGCUGUAGUUUGCCUUAUAGUUGCUCGCUAUAAGGUGCUGGCCUUGCUGGGGUUCCACUUCUCUUCAUCAAGAGCAAAUGGCACCAACUUUGAAAUAGGUUUGCUAAUGUCCCCCAUUGACUUCCUGGGGCUGGUCACUCAGUCUUUAACCUCUGCUGCUGCAUCUCGCAUACUGCUUCAAGUGUGGCAUCGUGAAUUGAGAAGCCCCUUCUGAAGCCCUGGUCAUGAUAGAGGUACACAGGAGAUAACCGUAGGGAGCCAUGAGCAGAGGGGUUUUGGAACUGCUCACUCAGUCAGUCCUUACUUAGGUUAGAAGUUGGCAGUGGUAGUCACAAAACCCAUGCACUUUUCCAUCUAGGCCCUCCCCUGACCUAUGGCCUUUAUAUUCAUGUUCUAAUUUACUGGUUCACUGGUUCCUCAGCCCAUGACUGAUGAGAAUGAACUAUAUCAAAGGGCAGGGAGGAACUCUUGGGAGUUUGUUCCUGAGAGCCUGGCUUAGUACUGGACAUUCUAUUGUUUAAGAGGUUUCUCAGAACAGUGAGGUCAGUACUUUCAGUUCCUAUUUUACAGAGGUUAGAAUAUAGUGUUAUAGGAAAACCAAAAAAGGACAAGAGAUGUGACAGCCAGAAGUUGAGAGAGGCCAGAGAAUCAUAAAAGCAGGCAGAGAUCUGCCACCUCUUUGUAACAUGAUGGCUCCUAUCACAACCCUGGAUUAAAAAUAUUAAUUUGGUUUAUAAUGUUUAAUUAAUGUUUAUAAUGUUAAAAGAGAGCAAGAAAGUGGGUAAAUUAAAAAUUUGGUGC
Messenger RNA from Panthera uncia (snow leopard), 2497 nucleotides. RefSeq names its product adenosylhomocysteinase (gene AHCY). Gene Ontology annotation, molecular function: adenosylhomocysteinase activity. The transcript has 10 exons. Gene Ontology annotation, biological process: L-methionine cycle. The record is from RefSeq and is a predicted model, not a curated record. NCBI's taxonomy places the organism in Eukaryota, Metazoa, Chordata, Mammalia, Carnivora, Felidae. Bases 476 to 1690 code for a protein of 404 amino acids. Gene Ontology annotation, cellular component: cytosol.